Messenger RNA from Phyllotreta striolata, 4613 nucleotides. NCBI's taxonomy places the organism in Eukaryota, Metazoa, Arthropoda, Insecta, Coleoptera, Chrysomelidae. The record is from the annotation of a GenBank genome assembly.
UUUUGUCAUCGACAUUCUGAUUUUUGGGGUAAUCAAACAACAGUUUUUUUUUAAAUGUUAGCCGUUUCGAUUAGUGUUUAAGUGAUUCACGUUAAUAUUAAGUGCUAAUAAGAUAACAAAUGUAAAUUUUCCCAGGGUAGGAGUUAAUUAUAUCGAAAAUAAAGGUCAGAAACGACAAUGAAAAACAACACGAUCGGAAAUGUUGACGAAGAAGUUGACGUUUUCAAAUUAAUACUAAAAUUGAGGCACGAAAAAUUGCUGAUCGGCAGCGAGAAACAGGACAUACAGGAACUGAACAAUCUAAUAAUAGAGAAGACCCACGGCAUCAUCAAGGAAUCCUGGUUGACGACUAAACAACGUUUGUUCCUCUACCAACGAGAGACCUCUUCGAGAAACUACCAAAAAUUAGAUCAACUGCUAAAAUCCGAAUUCAUCGAUGCCAAACAAAUACUUGGAUUUCAGAAUACGUUAAAAUUGGGUAAUCUACUACAAGUGCUCAGAACCCAGCCGGUACAACUAGCGAAAUGGCUCAUAGCCGGAGAACAAUUAAUCGAAGACUCUCUGAAUUACUCGUCGUUCUUGGAAAACAUCGUAGUCGGCCUGUUUGGUUGUUUGAUGUUCUCCGACGACAUCAAAUACAUGCUCGCCCUGCUCUACGAGCUGGCCAAAUUGCAAUUAUUAAACUGCGAUGAUCCCAGGAGAAUCAUCAAGCAAAGGACUUGCUCGUUCAAACACCUGUAUUUUCUGUUCCACGAAGUACUACAAUCGGCGAAAUUCUUUCUGAGCGCCGCCAUGGAAAUACCGAUAGUGCACAUGAUGUCGUGCACCGAUUAUUACUUAGAUUUAGAUCCGGAGAAGACCGUCAUGAGAUUCAAGCACGACGAAAACGAACUGACGAAUACAUUUCGAAAUUUCGACGAGUACAGGCGCGAAGUCGUCGCGAAAUUGGUCGAAUUCAGCAAUAUCAUGAUAUCGUCGCUGUUGGAAAACGUCUACAGCUUUCCCAAAUCCAUAGCUUGGAUCGUAUCGCGCGUAGCCAAAAUCAUCGAGAAAUCGUUCGAUACCAAACAAGCCAACGCCAUCAUCACCGAGUUGAUAUUCAACCUGUACAUUUGCCCGGUGAUCAUCGAUCCCGAACAGUACGGCAUCUGUACGACCCAAGUCAACGAAAUGGCCCGUCACAAUCUCAUCCAGGUGUGCCAGAUAUUGCAAUCGUUGGCGUUGCGCAAGUUCGAACCGAUCGAUGCCCGGUACUCGGACCUGUUCGACUCCCUCGACAAGGACCUCGUCUGCAAUUUCAUCGAGCUCCUGUUCUGCGAGACGGACUGCGACGAGCCGCCCGUCGACGCCUCGCCCGGCCUCGUCAGAGACAUCAUGUUGUUCACCGAAGGCGAGCUGAAUAACAUCGUGUGUAUAUUGCAAAAAAUCCAAACGAAACACAGGACGGGCGAUGGUUUCGUCAAAGACGUGGCGAUCGAAGAGCAACUCUCAUCGUUGUCGAUAUCCAUAGAUAGUUCGCCCAAAUCGAAUCGAGCAUCGAACGUCGAAGAUGGCGCUUCGAAGCUGUCGAAUUUCUUCGCUAUGGGCGCUAAUGCGAAGCACCACGGGGCGCAGGAGGCGCUGUCGAAGCGCGUGCUGGUGUUGCCCAUCGAACGGGCCCAUUCCGUUCCGGUUGGAUUCGUCUCCGAGGAGAAGAUCCUCCGGGCCGAGGCGAUGCCUUCGAAGAACGGCGACAAGCCGGAGGGGCCUUCGCAAAACGGCGAUUUGAAACAGGCGGGCUUCGCUUUCCCCGACGAAGGUUCGAUCGGUAACACCUCGGAUAAUUUGGAGGCGAUUUCGGAAGCGGCUAGUAACCAUUCGGUCGAUAGCAGCAUCGAAUUGGAGAACGAAGAUCAAAACGAUAAUUUAUCCGAUAUGGUAUCGGCCAAUGUAUCAGGUCGUGGUACACCGAACAUAUCAGGCAGGGACACUCCCAGUUCGCAGGUGUGCGAAAACGACGAUAGAGGCGCGAUGGGCGAACAACGGCAGGCCGAAGUCGUCCAGCCGCAAUCGAAUUCGAAUUUGAAUCGACAGAUACGGUCGGAGAUCGACGAUAAAUUUUGCAAGUUCGAAAUCAAGAAGUUGCUCGAAGGCGACGAGACCAUUUCGAUCAUAUCGGAGACGUGGAGCACCGACGUCCUGGCGUCGGACAACGAGACCGUCGACGCCGCCGAAACGAGACAACCGUUGCAAUUGGUCGAGAGCGUACAAGAGGCGCCCGGCAUUUUGGAUAUGUCCGAGACGCAGAGCGAGAGCGCUUGGUCCACCGACGUCAUGACAUCGGACACCGAAAGAUUAACGGAGGUGGAUAAUGAGGAUUCGGUGAGCGUAGCGCAAUCGGACGAGACCAGAUCGGAGACGGACGAUAACGCGUGCGCGAGUCGCAGGCUGUCGACUUGUUCGAAUUCCUUCGUGCCGAUAUCGAGCAAUCAGAAUUACGUGUCGAGCGUUACCGUGCAAAAUAUGAGUUUUCUACCGACGAACGGACCGACGUCUGUCGUUAAUACGAAGAACAAAUACGUCAUAACGUCUUAUACGUCGGAAUACAAGAGCGACAGAACAAACAGAAAAUCGUACCAAACCGAACAAACCGACAACAACGCCAACAGAGUGUACAAGUCUCUCACCAUCGAACAAACCGAAUCUCUAAGCGAAGAAAACGAUUCUAAAACGUCCGUAUACAAAUCGACCGUCGUCAAGAACGGCCUGAUCGCCAAGGAUUCCGAAUUGAACAGUCUGGCCGGCCCCAGCGGGAUGGUGGAGGGCGACAAACAGCACCGCAAUCGACCCAACGAGAUACUGUUGAGCAAUUGCAGCUUGAAUUCGAGCUCGAGCGGCUCGAGCAGCCACAGUUUCGAGAACAAAAACGCCUCCGAACAGGAGCAAUGGGAGAACAAACAGUGGCUGAACAGCUCCGGUAGUAGUUUGAACGCCACGUCGACGCCUUCGGAGAGCACCAGCGAACUGUCCGUUUUGAGCAUCGGCAACAAAAAAACGCCGGGACGAGGUUUGAAGCCUUCGGUGUCGACGGGAGCGAUUCCGAAGAGCAUCAGUUUCGAUAUGAGCGCCGAUAAAGGGCUGGACGAGGAGGGGCGUGCGAAACGCGGCGGAUUCUUCGGCAAAUUGCGGAUGGGUUUCAAGAAUAGGCGAGGAAAAAGUCUGCGUAAUCAGGAAGAAUUCCGGCUGGGCGUCGAAAACGACGAUUUCGUUAAUAAAGCGGCGAAAAUGGGGAACAGCGCGGAAGUAUCCGAUGACAUUUUGGCCAAGUAUCGAACGAAACCGUUCGUCGAAAACGAGACUUUAAAAGAUAACUGUGAUUUGAGCAAAUCUCUGAAAAUGAAAGACGCUUACCGAAGCAAUAGCGAAGAAUUGAAUAGCUUUAAUGAUAUUAAAAACAAAUUGCGUUUAGUUUUAAGUAAUACUUGGGAAAUUCCGCAUUACAUUAAGAAUAAUCCGUUUAGUGUUAAGAACAAAAUCGAGACGAUAUUACGUUUGGAAUUGGGCAAGGCGAGGAGGAUGCGCGAUUGGUCGGACGUGGCGAGAAUAUCCGAGGCGAUACGAUGCGUAAAUCUGUUGAACGACGAAAAUUGCUUGAAAUUGUUGCGUUCGAUGAGAGACGAUAUUUUGCUGAGAUCGGCUUACGUUAAAUAUUUGGUCGUUUCCAAACAGGAAUUGCUGUUUUCCGAUAGCUAUUUAAACAGUUUACAAGAACAAAUUAGCAACGAUAAGUACCAGUGCGAGAAAUACCUGGCGGCGAUUUGCGUUAAAGAAUUCCUCUCCGAGCAGGAAUCGAUGAUAGUGGACUUUUGCAAGGAAUUUAAGCUGCUGAAUUUGGCCGACGAAAAGUACGAUUUCCUGCAAAGCUUCUAUUCGAAACUGUUCCUGAUGAUGAAGAACAGCGCCACUUGGAAAGGUAUCACAAGAAGCAACGAGAACACAUUGAAAACCACUCUAGAGCGAUUCAUCAUGAGCAAAACUUACAAAAAUUCGAUUUACCCGAACGGCGACGGCGACAGGGACAGAGAUCGGGUAUUGAGCAACCACAUCGAAAAACUAUCGAAAAUAAUCACGCCCCACCACAAGGACCUUUUGAUCGACAAAAUGUAUCUGCGCGAGUGUCCGUGGCUGCCCGCCCAAGACGCCCUGCGGGCCCUCAACGUCUACAAAACGCCCAGAGAUAAAGUGAAGUGUGUCGUCCAUUGCGCCAAAUGCAUCAUGGAUUUGUUGUCGUUGUCGCACGGCCGAUCUUCGGCCACCGCCGACGAUUUAUUGCCCGUUUUGGUUUAUGUGAUAAUUAAGGUUAAUCCGGAGGCUUUGCUGUCGACUGUGCAGUACGUGAACAGUUUUUUCCACGAUCAGUUGUUUGGCGAAGAGGAGUAUUGGUGGACUCAGUUUUGCGCAGCCGUCGAAUACAUCAAGACGAUGGAUUAUUCCUAUUGAUGCGUCAGUUGUGUAAUAAUAUUAUUUUCGAAAGUGUACCUAUUACCGUAAAUGAAAUUUUAUUUAUGAUUUUUAUUAAUCUGUUAGGUUAUAGAGCCUUUAUAUUUUGAAUAAAAAUAUUUAUAUUUUGAGUU